UGAUCUCAUCAUCUGGUCAAGAUGGCGGCUUGCUGAGCUGAUCAAUAAACUGAGUUAUAAGGACUGUAGUCAUUAGUACAAUGGCCCAGUUCUUUCAGAACCUGAAGCACCGGAAUGAAGAGAUACGCCUGAAGGCUGCUCGUGAUCUACAGCGUUUUGUACAGACGGAACUGAGAGAAUUACCCAAUGAACGAUAUCAGGCUCAACUGGACGAGAUCAACCAGUGUAUAUAUGCCUCAAUCAUCAGUACUGACGUCCACGAGAAGAAAGGAGGCAUUCUAGCCAUUAUUAGUUUAGUAGCUUUGGAAGGUACUGUCCAAAGACUCGGUCGUUUUGCCAAUUACCUUAGAGCCAUUAUACCUCAUCAAGAUGUCUCACUGACUGAAAUGGUAGCGAAAGCUAUUGGACAACUAGCACUCUGUGAAGGGAAUUAUACAGCAGAGUAUGUUGAGUUUGAGAUAAAGAGGGCCCUGGAGUGGUUAGGAGGUAAUGAUAACAAGAAGCUUGCUGCAGUCCUCAUCCUCAGGGAACUGGCUCUUCACACGCCCACUCUCUUCUACAUGCAGUUCCAACAGUUUUUUGAUAACAUUUUUUCUGCUGUCCGUGAUCCAAAGCUUUUGAUUAGAGAGAAAGCAAUGUUAGCACUGAAGGCUUGCCUGAGACUAGUAGCUGAAAGGGAAGAUAAGGAAACCAUCAGCAUUCGCUAUUAUGAGUUGGCAUAUAAAGAAGCAGUAUCUGGACUGGUUGAUGGUGUUGGCAGUGUCAGUGGUAGUGGAUCUAAGGACAAAGCUGGUAACCUUGGGAGAGAUGAUCGUAUUCAUGGGUCACUGCUCAUCAUUAACGAGCUGAUCAUGAACUGUGCCUUCCCUGAUGAAAGUGUUCGUGAGGAAUUAUUGGAAGAUCAUGAAAGUGAAGAUGUGAUGGGACUCUCUUCACUCAUCAAUUGUUCUGAAGCUAAGUCGGUCUCUUACUCCAGUGCAGCCAAGAAUCAGGACACUGGAGUAGCUGUGAGUACACACACGACUACUGCACUGAUAAGGAGGUUCCCUGGCUUCACUGUUGCUUAUGGAGGAGGGAAAAGAGCAGAGAUGAAGUUUCAACCAUCAAAGAUUUGUCAGCAGUUUAUGAAUAAACAGUUUGAUGAAGUGUGUCGUAUUGUGAUGAAGAAUAAGAACAGUCGUAGUGCAGUCAUACAACAGGCAAUACUACUCCUCUUGCCUCGUAUUGCAGCUCUGAACUCUGAACUGUUUGCAUUAAAUUACAUGACUGGUUGUGUUGAGUUCUUGAUGAGUUGCCUAAAGAAGGAGAGAGAGCGUCCAGUAGCCUUCAGAGCAGUUGGUCAAAUGGUGUUAGUACUGAAGGAUAGGAUGGACCUUCAACCUGUCAUACAGAUGGUGAAAACCAACCUACCCAUUGGUAAAGACGUUGGGGGAAAACGAGGCAGUCGUGGCAUUAUAGUACCUGAUCCAGCAGUCUUCCUCUGCAUCAGUAUGCUAGCAAGAGCCGUCGGUCCUAACAUUGAGGUUGAGAUUCGUCCGGUUCUUGAUCAGAUAUUUGCUCUUGGAUUGAGCAUUGAACUCACCAACGCUCUCAAGGUAUUGGCCCGUGAGAUACCCUCACUGCAGAAAGAUAUUCAAGAUGGUCUUCUUAAGAUGCUCUACAUGAUUCUGCUUCAUCAACAGUUCAAGCAUCCUGGAGCACCCAAAGUGGCCCCAUCCACUUCCACAAGUCAGCUCUCCUCUACUCCAUUCCCUGAAUCUGACAUUGGGAAUAUAACACUAGCUUUACAGACUUUAGGGUCUUUUAAUUUUGGAGCUCACCUGCCCCUUCAGCUAGUACAGAAUGUUGCUGAUAUGUACUUAUAUUCUGAACACAAGAGCAUCAGAUUGGAAGCUGUUAAGACUUGCACUGCUCUAUUAGUACCAGCCCUCCUCCCUCCGACCAUAUUCACUACACCUUUUGUCCAGUUCAGUCAAGCCUCGUCACAAGUGGUGGCUGAAGUAUUGAGGAAACUAUUGACAGUUGGCAUUACUGAUACUG
This is a messenger RNA of Amphimedon queenslandica, 2040 nucleotides long. Its product is annotated as serine/threonine-protein kinase mTOR-like. The annotation marks the transcript as partial. Gene Ontology annotation, molecular function: protein serine/threonine kinase activity. Gene Ontology annotation, cellular component: cytoplasm; TORC1 complex; nucleus. Lineage: Eukaryota; Metazoa; Porifera; Demospongiae; Haplosclerida; Niphatidae. The transcript has 13 exons. Gene Ontology annotation, biological process: negative regulation of macroautophagy; TORC1 signaling. The record is from RefSeq and is a predicted model, not a curated record.